This is a messenger RNA of Magnolia sinica, 999 nucleotides long. RefSeq lists its product as uncharacterized. Gene Ontology annotation, cellular component: endoplasmic reticulum membrane; dehydrodolichyl diphosphate synthase complex. The record is from RefSeq and is a predicted model, not a curated record. Lineage: Eukaryota; Viridiplantae; Streptophyta; Magnoliopsida; Magnoliales; Magnoliaceae. Bases 22 to 810 code for a protein of 262 amino acids. The transcript is spliced from 6 exons. Gene Ontology annotation, molecular function: ditrans,polycis-polyprenyl diphosphate synthase [(2E,6E)-farnesyl diphosphate specific] activity.
GUUUUCAGUUCAGGUUCCGGAAUGGAGACUAGUGCAGGCGUUCGAGGCGGCCUCGUUAUUGGUAGAAAGCAAGGUUUCUGGAGUUUUGAUAUAUGGAAACUUGUGCUUGGAUUAUGCUGGUUUUUACUUCAUCAAGUGGUCAACACAGUGCAUUUUGUGCGGGGUAUAGCUCAUGUGCUAGAAAGCUAUCUCAUCUCAAGUGGGUUAUUGGAGAAGUACAAGAAUUUUCAACUAAAGAAACUUCGGUACCUUGCCAUCGUGGUAGACAGUGAAGAAGCCUUUCAUAUCCCAAGUGUUAUCAACCUUUUGCAGUGGUUGUCAGCUUUGGGAGUGAAGCAUGUCUGCCUUUAUGACAUGGAGGGUGUGCUAAAGAAAAAUAAGGAAGUGCUUUUGAAGAAUUUGAGUAAUACAAUACCAUGGGAGGAAACUGAUGAAAAGGCUACCCUUCUUGAUGAAGACAAAAUGACGUUGGAAUUGCUUUCAAUCUCUGAUGGGAAACAAGGAGCUGCUAAAGCAGCUAGCUUUCUCUGUUCAAAGUAUUUGAGAAUCGCCAGCGGAGGUGGAGAGCAGAAAAUACCAAUCUUCAGAGAACCUGACAUGGACCAAGCACUGAGAGCAGUCGGUUGUGGAGGACCAGAUCCUGAUCUCCUUUUAAUAUAUGGACCUGUAAGAUGCCAUUUAGGAUUUCCUGCAUGGAGAAUACGAUACACAGAGCUUGUGCACAUGGGAACACUUAAAUCCAUGAAAUAUGGUGCCAUAGUAAAAGUCAUUUACAAGUUUACGAGGGUGCAACAGAACUAUGGUAAGUAGUUUAUGAUUACCACUGCCCUUCUUUCAGGUGGAUGUGAAUGACCAUUCUUUUAUUACUCAAGGAAUUGUUGUAGUGCUGUUAAAAUGUGAUAUAGGUUUUUUUCAACUAUAUUCUAAUUUUCUCCAUAAAGUUUCUUCUUUCUUGGUUACUAUGGGUAACUAAAACUGAGGUCCAAAACUCAAAACUAA